This is a messenger RNA of Humulus lupulus (European hop), 1236 nucleotides long. Its product is annotated as pectinesterase inhibitor 7-like. The transcript has a single exon. Gene Ontology annotation, biological process: negative regulation of catalytic activity. The record is from RefSeq and is a predicted model, not a curated record. Gene Ontology annotation, molecular function: enzyme inhibitor activity. The coding region runs from base 373 to 1023 and encodes 216 amino acids. NCBI's taxonomy places the organism in Eukaryota, Viridiplantae, Streptophyta, Magnoliopsida, Rosales, Cannabaceae.
UCCAUACAUAGGUUUUUGUUUUCUUCCCCAAACUAGGUUACCCGUCAAUCCUUAAAAUCAGGAAUAGAGUCUAGAAUUCAUUUUAGGGGAGCUAUUUAUCAUUUUUUAGGGGUAAUUAACAAUUUAAUUAUAUAGCUCAUUUACUUUAUCACCAAAAUUUCACUUAUUUUUUUUAAUUUUAAUUUUUCUUCUAAUUUUAUAUUAUAAAUAUAGUAAUCUAUGUAGAUAAAAUACUAUAACAAUAGUAAUAAAUUAAGCAUCUAUAUUUUUGGUCUUACCUAGCUAAACAGAAAACUCGAACCUUCCCCUCUCUCUCUAUAUAUAGAAACUUUUGACAAACAAAUCAUUCACCCCAAACCAAAACUUAAAGAAAUGGUAAAACUUGGCUUCUCCUUAUUAGUGGUUCUUCUCUGUUAUCUUCUACUCUUAAUCAAAGCAGAGUACUCGACCUCCUCCAUCACCAAACAAAGCUCAAACUCCUUAGAUUUCAUCAAAGCCUCAUGCAAGGCCACCACGUACCCUGCACUCUGCGUCCACUCCCUCUCGCCCUUCGCCACCAGAAUCCGUCAAAGCCAGCGCCAGUUGUCCCAAACAGCCUUGGCAGUGAGCCUUUCGAAGGCCAAAUCAGCAGGGGACUUCGUGUCCAAGAUGACCCGAGUCAAAGGCAUAACUCCCAGAGAGCGUGCAGCUGUUAAAGACUGCAUAGAGAACAUGGCUGACACGAUCGACCGGCUCAGCCAGUCGGUCCGGGAACUGGGCCACAUGGGGAGAGCCGUGGGUCAGGACUUUGCGUGGCACGUCAGUAAUGUCCAGACCUGGGUGAGCGCUGCGCUCACUGACGAGAACACUUGUCUUGAUGGGUUCGGGGGGCGUGGCAUGAAUGGGCAUGUUAAGGCUUCCAUUAGGAGAAGCGUUGUGAGUGUUGCUCAAGUCACUAGUAAUGCUCUUGCCUUGGUUAAUCGUUUUGCUUCUGAACACCACCGCUCGCCCACCAAGGCUGCUGAUCUUGUCCAUGACCCUUAAUUAAGACUUGUAUUUUGUACUACUUUUGGGCUUUAUUAUCAUGCGGUUAUUAUAUAUACACAUAAGAUGUUAAAAUCCGAGACUUUAGACUUACAUAUAUGUAAAGAUCAAACAUGUUAUAUGUAUAUAGAUCACUAUCAGAGAGAGAGAGUGAGGUUUUUGUCUCAAGAGGUCCUAUAUAUAUAAUAUGCUUUUUGGCUGUGUAUUAUGUUA